AUGGAUCUCCUGCUCAUGAUUUUGCUCCUCACUCUCAUCCCGGAGAUUUUUGGGAAGCUGAAUAUUCCUCUUACAGGAACUAACCUGGGACUGAGACCUUCAGCCGAUCUUCAUGGACACAAUCCAUCCCAGACAAUGAAACCAGCCCUUUAUAUAAUGCAGCUCUACCAAACUCUCAUCACAGGGAACGACAGAGACCUCCCAAUCCUGGAACGCUCCAUCAUCUGGGAAUCGGAUCCCGUCCUGAGUCUCAUUCCAAAAAGUUGCACUGAAAGAGAUAAUGGCUGGAAAUUUAUUUUUGACAUGACGUCUAUCUCCAGCAGCACUCAGCUGAGGUUGGCGGAGUUACGAAUCCCCAGUUCGUCUUUUGAAAAUGUCAAAGUGGAAAUCUAUCAUGCCAAGGAAGACCAGAAGGGGGUCUUCAUAGGAUCUUUAAAUCAUUUUUCUCCUCAUGAACUAGAGUCAUCCUGGAAGGUUUUCAAUGUCACCAAGAUGCUCCAGAACUAUCUCCAUCAUGCUGAGAAGAACAACAUCCAAGAAGAUACAAAGGAUGUGCCGGAGAGAGGAGACGAGAGCAGCUGUAUGGGAGAGACAGCUAAAAGAGUGAGGCUGUUAGUGUUUGCCAAGGACAACUCCUCUCCUGAUGCUGACGGGUCUUCCAGCCUCAUCAAGACAGUGGAGACCUCUAAAUACACCAGAUCGGUCAAUGAGGUCUCCAGAAUAUCUGUCAGUAGGAGGAGAACUAGGAAUGCCCAUAACCCCUCCAUGCCGGUGGGAGACGGGAAGACUCUGUGCAGAAGGGUGGACAUGUUUGUGGACUUUGAGAAGAUUGGAUGGGGAAACCAGAUCAUCUCUCCCAAGCGAUACAACGCAUACAGGUGUGAAGGAGCUUGUCCUCUUCCACUAAAUGACUCCUUCAAGCCAACCAACCAUGCCUACGUACAGAGUUUGGCCCAUCUGAACGCCCCCCACACAGUGAGUUGUCCUUCCUGUCUCCCCGUGAAGCUGAGCCCCAUGUCCAUGUUACAGAUCGAGGGGGGAAGAAUUGUUUUACACAAACAUGAAGAUAUGGUGGUUGAGGAAUGUGGCUGCAGAUGACGACGAGUCCU
Molecule: messenger RNA, 1109 nt
Organism: Spea bombifrons (plains spadefoot toad)
Lineage: Eukaryota; Metazoa; Chordata; Amphibia; Anura; Pelobatidae
Product: nodal homolog 2-A-like
Exons: 3
Coding region: 1-1098 (365 amino acids)
Biological process (GO): BMP signaling pathway; SMAD protein signal transduction
Cellular component (GO): extracellular region
Molecular function (GO): growth factor activity; cytokine activity; type I activin receptor binding
Source: RefSeq, a predicted model, not a curated record